AUGAAUCGGUCAAUAACCACACCUGGAGAAGCACCUCUUCUUCGCCUCUCUACGGAGCUUUAUCAAAUGAUUGCCGAGUAUUUGAAGGAUCCAGAGGACCUUGCAGCUCUCGUGAAUUGUUGCAAAACAUGCAUGCUUGUUUUUGGUAAGGACUUUGUCCAUAUACGAUCUGCAAAACGGUGGGCGCUGGAACAAGCAGGCAUCUAUUACCCGGCCAAGUCAACACUUCAGAUGGCAGCCGCGUGCUGUUUCGACAAGGACGUGUUUAUGUGGAUUCUGGAUCUUUACAUCAAGCAUUACCCUCAGUGCAUCGAACGUGAUCGCUUGUGGUAUGAGCACUGGUCCCCCGAAUUCGUCGAUGGUCUUCUUGAAAUUGCGAUCAGGUAUGGAAAUACGGUGGCCGUCCAAGCGUUUCUUGACCGAGGAAUGAACAUUCCAAGAUCUGCUGACGUAAAUGAAAUUCUCUACGAAUUUCGUUUUCCUCUCAGCCUCGCUCUCUGGCGAACUGAAAACCCCUCAUAUAUGAACAUUGUGCGUUCGCUCUUGGAUGCAGGUCAUUACGUCACCCAGGAUCCCCUGGCUACGGCUAACACGCAGGACCGGUUGGCAGACCAGACCUCCUGA
Molecule: messenger RNA, 624 nt
Organism: Pestalotiopsis fici W106-1
Lineage: Eukaryota; Fungi; Ascomycota; Sordariomycetes; Amphisphaeriales; Sporocadaceae
Exons: 2
Coding region: 1-624 (207 amino acids)
Source: RefSeq, a predicted model, not a curated record